This is a messenger RNA of Nothoprocta perdicaria, 1248 nucleotides long. Its product is annotated as acidic mammalian chitinase-like. Gene Ontology annotation, molecular function: chitin binding; chitinase activity. The coding region runs from base 64 to 1248 and encodes 394 amino acids. Gene Ontology annotation, cellular component: extracellular region. The transcript has 10 exons. Gene Ontology annotation, biological process: carbohydrate metabolic process; chitin catabolic process. Lineage: Eukaryota; Metazoa; Chordata; Aves; Tinamiformes; Tinamidae. The record is from RefSeq and is a predicted model, not a curated record.
UCGAAGAAAAGAGAGGAGUAUAAAACUGGGAAAGAGGCUGCACCAAAUCAGUCCCAGGCAGAGAUGGCCAAGCUCAUUGUGCUCACCGGUCUGGUGCUCCUGCUCAACGCCCACAUAGGCUCGGCCUAUGUGCUGUCAUGUUACUUCACCAACUGGGCCCAGUACCGGCCUGGCCUGGGAGCCUUUAUGCCUGACAAUAUUGACCCCUGCCUGUGCACUCACCUUCUAUAUGCCUUUGCUGGAAUGAACAACAACGAGAUCGCGACCAUUGAAUGGAAUGAUGUGACCCUUUACAAGUCCUUCAACGGCUUGAAGAACCAAAAUAAAGAUUUGAAGACCCUCCUCUCCAUCGGAGGAUGGAAUUUUGGAACAGACAAGUUCUCGGCAAUGGUUUCCACUCCUGAGAACCGCCAGACCUUCAUCAAGUCYGUCAUCAAAUUCCUGCGCCAGUAUGAAUUUGAUGGGCUUGACAUUGACUGGGAAUACCCAGGGUCUAGGGGCAGCCCAGCUCAGGACAAGAGUCUCUUCACUGUUCUUGUAAAGGAAAUGCUGGCAGCCUUUGAGCAGGAAGCUCAACAGGUCAACAAGCCCAGGCUCCUCAUCACUGCUGCCGUUGCUGCUGGACUUUCCAACAUCCAGUCUGGCUACCAGAUUGCUGAGCUUGGAAAAUACCUGGACUACUUCCAUGUGAUGACUUACGACUUCCAUGGUUCAUGGGAUGGACACACCGGAGAGAACAGCCCUCUGUACAAAGGCCCAGCUGACACCGGCAGCUACAUCUACUUCAAUGUCGAUUAUACUAUGAACUAUUGGAAGAGCAACGGUGCCCCAGCCGAGAAGCUCCUUGUUGGAUUCCCAACCUAUGGACACAACUUCAACCUCCAAAACCCCUCUGACACUGCUCUCGGCGCACCGACAUCAGGACCUGGGCCUGCUGGACCUUACACGCAAGAGGCUGGCACGCUGGCUUACUAUGAGAUCUGCACUCUGCUGAAAUCUGGAGCCACCCAAGUUUGGGAUGCCCCCCAGGACGUGCCCUAUGCCUACAAGGGCAGCACAUGGGUUGGCUAUGACAACAUCAAGAGCUUCAACAUYAAGGCUGACUGGCUGACCAAAAACAAAUAUGGAGGUGCUAUGGUUUGGGCCAUUGAUCUGGAUGAUUUCACAGGCUCUUUCUGCAAGGAGGGCAAAUACCCCCUGAUCACCACUCUGAAGAACGCUCUUGGUCUGCAAAGCAGCAGUGAGUAA